AUGGAGACGCUGCGCCUUCCUUUCCCCUCCGGGGACACAGGAACAGACAAAGUCAUUGUAAAGAAGACGUUCUUGGAGGUGGUGGAGGACGUUACUCCGAGGGGUUUGCCGGCGACCUACAACUCAGAUUCGGUCAUCACGUCACGAUUUGGCCGACAGCUCAGUGGCAAAUCCGUGGUGGACGACGAGGCAGUGCAAGACGAUGUUGAUAUCUCACCGCAAGUCCAGUCAAAGGACCUGGAGACGGAAGAGUAUCCUGACUAUCCGAGAUCCAUCGACCUGAUAAGAUCCACAACUUCCAAGACGGAAGGGCCGAUCGACCAGGAGGAUGAGGGUGAAGAGGAACUUCCAGUGUUGCUUGGGGGCAAGUCCCACGCAUGUGAGAAGGACAAGAUCGAGGGCUCGGAGCCCUCCGGUCCCAGUGGACGAAGUCGGCUGCUGAUCUCUGCACUGCUGAACGAGGAUGAGACUCCCCCCAGAGUGGGCCGAGCUCCUCCGCCUAUGAUGCCUGUGCUGGGAGCUCCGGGCAUGUACAGGCCUUCCUUCGACCAGCUCUUGGCCCAGUACGUGGUGGGCAUGCCCACCUUGCCGGGCUUCGUUACCCCGCAGCCGUCAGACGGCGCGGGCGUUCCCUCUGCGCUCUCGCAGAGCUCUUCGCAGAGCUCCUCGCAGAGCUCGCACUCGCAGGGCCGGACCACGGUGAUGCUGCGCAAUCUUCCCAACAAUUACACGCGGGCUAUGGUCACCACCAUGAUGGACAAGGAGGGGUUCAAGGGCAAGUACGACUUUCUUUACCUCCCGAUCGAUUUCCGAUCCAAAGCAAACCUGGGGUAUGCCUUUGUGAACCUGGUAGACGAGAAGCAGGUGAAGGCAUUUUGGAAGGUUUUCGACGGUUACACACGAUGGGUUCUUCCAAGCGCGAAGGUGUGCAGCGUGAGCUGGAGCGGGCCCCAUCAAGGGCAGCAAGCGCACGUGGAUCGAUACAGGGACAGCCCCAUCAUGCACAGCAGUGUGAACGACGAGUUCAAGCCCGCGAUCUUUGCGCAAGGUACCGGGGAUCGCCUGGACUUCCCUGCGCCCUCGAAGAAGCUCCGCGCGCCCCGUCGGAGGCCCGGCCACGGAGGAAGUGAGAAGCCAGGCUGA
This is a messenger RNA of Symbiodinium natans, 1143 nucleotides long. The record is from the annotation of a GenBank genome assembly. Lineage: Eukaryota; Dinophyceae; Suessiales; Symbiodiniaceae.